GCCUGCCUGCUUCCUGAAUAUCAUGAAUUUCAGCAUCUAGAAUAGAAUAGAAUAGAAUAGAUCUCCUCCUCCUCCUCCUCCUUGGUUUUUCUUUCUUGUUCAUAUUCCAGAUGGGUUGCAGAAAUGGAGAAGAAGACAGAUCAUCAUCAUCAUCGGGGGGUAUUAUUGUAAACGAUGUGCUGCUGCUUACAAGCAUGUGUCUCAUUGGGCUCUCCGUGGAUGUGCACAUCAAGGAUGGCUCUGUUUAUUCUGGAAUCUUUCACACUGCCUCUGUCCACCACCCUUAUGCUAUUGUGUUGAAACGAGCAAAGAUGACCAAGAAAGGGAGUUGUAAUUCAAAUGUGGCCAAUGAGGAGGUCAUCCGGACACUCAUAAUCCAAUCAGAGGAUCUUGUUCAAGUAGUCGCAAAGAAAGUAACAAUUCCGGCAGAUGGUUUUGCUGGUCAUGGAACUGGAGAUGAAACAGGGGCUGUUGCAUGCUCUUUUCCUUCUAAUGGAAUUUCACUGACAGAAUCAAAUAAAACAAUGACUGGCAAGUCAAAUGUUGGUCAACCACACACUAAUCAAACAAGAUGCUCAUCUGGAACUGAAAACGGGUUUGCUAACGGAUGUAGACCUCCUGUAAACACCAUUCGAUCAACCGAUACUCUUGAAGUAAAAGAUAUAGAUGCGAAAGAUUCAACAAAGAAGGAAAAUUGUUUGAAGGAUCCAGAUGAUAACAGAAAGUAUGGCAACCACACUAGCUCAUCAGCUCCGAGUGAAACCGUCACUACAAAAAUCUCAAAUUCUAAUCCAACCACUAAGGAGUUUAAACUUAACCCUGGUGCAAAGAUAUUUUCUCCAUCAUUUCCUAAUAAAAGAUCAGCAACCCCUCAAGCAAUGGUGACGGGUACAAAUCUUGUAUACAAUCCCGACACUCAUCCUAGUGGCCCACAGCCCGAAGUUGAAAUCAGCCCAUUUGCUCCCCGUUCCGUGCCUGUUAAGUUUGUUCCAUAUGCAGGCAAUGAUGUACACCAUCCUCCUCCUAUUGUUGGAUAUAUGACAAACAGGAGUCAACCCGCCAGAUACGGGUCAUAUCAUCCUGUCCAAACAGCACCUACCUAUGUCCAACCAAGCUCUCAGAAUGUAAUGGUUGGACGAUUAGGGCCCGUUGUCUAUGUUCAUCCGGUUUCCCAAGACAUGGUGCCAAGCACGAACAGCUUCUCCUCUGUUUUAACUCCACACCAACUCCAUGUCCCUAAACACCAAGGAACCACGGCGGGUCAAGCGUUGCAACUAUCACCAUUUGUAGGUGGUGGUCAGGCACCACCAUAUGUUUUGCCAGGCCACAUUCCCAUAUCACAACUGCCUUACCCUGUCAUCUCAAUCCCCGGAUCUAAUGGCUUUUUAGUAUCAAAAUUUUCUUGAUUUUUCUUUCUAUAUUAUUGGUUUUAGAUAGAUAGAUAUUCAUUGAUUUCUGGGUUUCAUUUUCUUCCCAGCCUUCAUUCUGUUUCGUUCUUUUUUUUUUUUUUUUUUUUUUUUUUUUGUAAUUCAAAUACAGGAUGAGUCCAACAUAUUGAUUUUUGAUAGUUUCCGAGUUGCUUUUUGUCUCGGUUGGCUGCGUUUUGUGUGUAAUACGAACAGAUAGCACAUCAAUAAUUGAUGGUUUCAACAGUUUAUUUAUUUUCCAACAUCCUAAAACAUGCA
Messenger RNA from Helianthus annuus (common sunflower), 1685 nucleotides. RefSeq names its product polyadenylate-binding protein-interacting protein 4. The transcript has 11 exons. Lineage: Eukaryota; Viridiplantae; Streptophyta; Magnoliopsida; Asterales; Asteraceae. The record is from RefSeq and is a predicted model, not a curated record. Gene Ontology annotation, biological process: cytoplasmic stress granule assembly. Gene Ontology annotation, cellular component: cytoplasmic stress granule. Bases 111 to 1406 code for a protein of 431 amino acids. Gene Ontology annotation, molecular function: RNA binding.